Molecule: messenger RNA, 5994 nt
Organism: Cyclopterus lumpus (lumpfish)
Lineage: Eukaryota; Metazoa; Chordata; Actinopteri; Perciformes; Cyclopteridae
Gene: gnptg
Product: N-acetylglucosamine-1-phosphate transferase subunit gamma
Exons: 11
Coding region: 77-1135 (352 amino acids)
Cellular component (GO): Golgi apparatus
Source: RefSeq, a predicted model, not a curated record
CUGACAAACGACAAGCAAAGCAGGAAAUGUACCGAGGAACAACAGACAGCACAUUUUAUUCACUCAAAAGACAACAAUGCAGCGUUUGUAUAACGGAAUACAUCAUUUAUUAAGACUGUGGGUGGUAUGUGUGUCUCUUUUCAUAAAUCAUGGAUUCGCUGGUAAAAUGAAGAUAGUCGAGGAGCCCAACACAUUUGGGUUGAACAAUCCUCUUCUGGCUCAGGGAAGCAGACUACAGCCUAAAGUGACCCCAUCUCCAGUGGCUGGCCCUGCACAUUUUCAUCAGCUUGCUGGGAAGUGCUUCAGUCUCACAGAGUCAACGUAUAAAUAUGAAUUCUGUCCAUUUCACAACAUCACCCAACAUGAACAGUCAUUUAGAUGGAAUGCCUACAGUGGGAUACUGGGGAUCUGGCAGGAGUGGGAAAUGGCAAACAACACUUUCACAGGCAUGUGGAUGAGAGACGGGGAUGCUUGUGGAACGAGAAACAGGGAAACAAAGGUGAUUUUUGUCUGUAGUGCGAGCAGCAAGCUUGCUCAAGUCUCCGAGCCAAGUACUUGUGUGUACUCGCUAAGCUUUGAGACCCCACUUGUUUGCCAUCCACAUUCGCUUUUAGUUUACCCGACAUUGAAUGAGAAGCUCCAAAAGGAAUGGGACGAAGCUGAGCAGGCUCGCUAUGAAGGUCUUAUUACUGAGCAGGUAAAGACCAGUUCAGCAUGCAAAGGCUUGCCUAAAGGUUUCUUAGUGAUUCAAACGGACAUGUGUGCCAUUUUAAUUUCAGAGCUCAGCCCGUUGUUCAGCAUUUCUCUAAUGGUCUUGCCACUAACACACAAUGCACGUUUGCUGCAGGGAUACAAUAAUCUUUUGAAGGAUGUUUUUGAGGACGCUGGUCUCCUGAAGAGCCAUAAAGUGAAAAAGCAGCCAGAAGUGACAGCUGAUUCAGGAACACACAACUCUUUACAGAAAUGUACAGAGGAUUUCCAAAAACAGAGAGAAGAGAUUGAGAGACUGCGCGCUCUCCUCACUCAACACAAUAUUCCUGUUGAUUCUAAGCAAAAUGAAGCGAAAGGAACAAUGGUUUCAACCGUUAAUAAUCAACACCUACGGGGAGAUAAUGGUCUUAUUGAUCUGCAGUGAAAAAUCUCCCAAAGCAAGUCAACUCUCCAUUUAAAAGCACCCGAGUGGAUUUAAAGAUUUUGUUGAACACUCGCUGGACAAUAUCAAAUAGCAACAGUAUUACAGGUUAAUUUAAACAAGGGACACUGAGGAAAAUGGAACUCUUGGAUUACAAACGUGAGACUUCUGUAGAUUAUUAUUAUUAUUUUUCUUUUGGGAGUAAGGACACUAAUCUCCCUUUUUUGUGUGUAUCAAACUCUGUCAACAUGCAACAUAUUGAAAAGUACAUUUUUUGUUUGUUUUGAGAACAGUUUAACAUAUUCAUGCCUCAUUAGGUUUACAAACUUCACAAGAGAAAAUAGAGUCCCUAAAAACUAUUGUUGGUGAAGAUGUGUACUCUGUACUGUAUUUGGUUGGUGCAUUGUAUGUCUUGCACUGGGUAGGUAGGAUACACCAUCACACUGUUUAUCAUGCUGAUGCCUGGAGUGGAUGAAGUUAUUCUGAUCAGUGACUUUACAGAUUAUGGGCGUUGACAUGCACAAACAUGUUUUGACUACACACAUUCCUGAAACUUUUUACUCCAACUGUCUUUCAGCUUUCUGUUGCAUCUGUGGGGGAUUUGCAUCUCUGCUCAUCAGUCCAUAGUGGUUAAACUGGAAUUAUUUACAUUUGGAGGUAGAAAAAGUAGCUACUGUGUAACUUGGAAUAAAAAAAAUUACUUGUAACAUAUUAUAUAAAAAAUAUUCUGAUGACUACAGGCAACAAUCCAAUACACACGCGAAAUAGAGAAGAGAAAGUAACCUAGACACAUCACUUUUUUUUAAUUUGAUCAGAAAGCAUCCAUUCCCUAAAGGGCCAGUUCAAAAGCUACAUAUAAAACAACAUGUUUAAUAUUAUCUGGGGACCAGGGUGAUCAUUCAGUCCACUGACCAGAAAACAUGUUUCAGUCUUUUUCUAGCGGACUUCAUGUCUUUGUUAGAUGGUAGUGGGUUCAGGAGAGCAACUGGAUGACUUCUCUGGCUCGGUGCGCCCUCUGCUGUAAAUCUCCGUCUUCUGGUGCUUGUCCUGACUCUUCCACCAGGGCUAAGGCCUUCUUGACUGUGGUGUCUUUGGCACCCCCUUGAAGCCCUUCCAUGUACUGGAGCAGUACGGAGAACUUCUCAUCUGGAAUCUGAGAGCAAGUAUUUGAUUUGAUCAGGUGGCUUGAAUCCUGUUGUCUGUCUACAAGUUUCCAUUACAUAUUAAAGUGCAUACGUAAAUAAAAAGUAGUAAUAAAUAAGUUAGUAUAUUGUUCUUCUAAAACAAUGUCAUUCUAAAAAGGGAGCACAAGAGUAUCUUUAAAAUGUAUUUUCUGGGUUACAUUUUUUUUACUUUACUGAAAUACAUUUUUCGUAGAUUAAACUUUCUGUUCUCCAAAAAGUGGCAACCAUGCCAUAUUCACAUAAUGCAAAUAAAGACCACAAUGGCAUUCUUAAAAACAUGUCGUUAUACGUUAUGAAGGGAGGUGUACCUCACAAUCAAACAGGAAGACAUCGCUCCGAGUUCAAGACUUCCCUCUAAACCUCAGCUGUGUAAAAUCCCCCAUAAUGGUCACACUGGUUCAUUUUACCUGUGCAAAGUCAAACAUGUGCUGCAGUAACCACGUCUGCCUGGUCUUCUGGAACUUCCACUCUGUGCGUCUUUUAGCCCAGCUGCAACGACAAAACCACUGCAAGUUGAAUUACAAGAAAGGUGUUGAUUUUUGAUACGUUGUUUGUGUUAAUAUACUUGGUUGCUUUAUAGCAUAUACUGUAUUUCUUUCCUACCACAUACAUAACAAGCUUCAGGACCCUGACAUUAGAUCUCCAGAGAUCUAAUGUUGCACUUUCGUAACACAAGAGACAGAUUUGAAAAGAAGAGUGAAAGCAGUUGAGGCCGAGAGCUUUAGUCACUAAUAUGGGUCAAUCUCAAAACCACUGGAUCAUACACUUCCCACAAUGCAACUUUGCAUCUUUCCUACCCAUGUGGUAAACACAACCAUCUUUCGAAGUCAAUGCCCCAAGUUUGCAACAAAGGUUUUGACGAGGGGAUGUCAUUGGGGUUAUAUUUCUCAGACUUAAAAAUAAAUAAAUAAUAAAACAUUUUUACUCUUUAUGACUAGUAUACUGAACUUUAGGCGUAAAGCCUGUGGCAUUUACCAUAACAAAUAUAAUUAAACCUCAACAGUUACCAAACAGUUUAGGAAACACCCCUCCAGCACAUUCUCAACACGAGUAACCAACAUAACCAAAAUGCCAUAUGUUUUGGGGGCUGUACUGAAUUGCAUUACAUAAUUUAGGUUUCCCCAAUUAUGUGCAUUUUUUUCUAUGACAUUUUAAUCAGUCAGCCCUGGACAACAGGUUUAAAACGUUUUGUGAACCAUUUGUGGUAUUAUUCUGGAUUCUUAUCAUGAUGGAAAAGUAAAUGUAAAUAUGUAUGUGCAUAGUUUGUAAACCAUCAACUCCUUGCUAUCUGGUUAAGUGCCUAGUGGACAGACAAUUGGGUACUUUGGACCUAUGGUUUAAGAAGUGAUGACAUCAUACACAGGAGGCCAACAUGUGGAUGCACCUCUUCUGUACUAACGAAGAGUGUCUCUUACCAGGUGAGGUAAUCUAAGGCCUGCUGAGGUGCAAUGGGUCCAGAUACUUCAGAUUUCUCUACGGUUUCUGCCUCAGAUUUAAGCCUCUUCUUUGCUUCCUUUUUAAGUAUCUUCUUCAUCUUCCUCUCCAGAACUCGUUUCUCCUCGGGGCUCAAGUCCUCCUCUCCCUCCAGCUCAUGUGUCUGUCAAACCAAAGCAAAACAAAGGCUCAUGUGAGUUAUUGAUAAUUAACAAACCUUCCUUAGCAGAUCCAUAUCAUUUUCUGCAUUUCCAUAAAAACCAUUAUCCAAGAAAAAUGUUAGAACAAUAAUGUCCCUUUUGUGUACUGAUCAGACAUUUCCUUUUUUUCAGAAAUGUAUGGUUUUCUGAGUCAAUGCAGUGAUAAUGCCUUGACCUUUUUUUGUGCAACAGUGUAAAGUGAAAGCUGAGGCAAUUUGAGAUUGAAUCACUUCCUGUAGCGCUGCAGCUCAGAGGAACGGUGUUUCCUGUGUCUGCAGGUCAGCUUUGCAUUUGAAGCACACACUUGUACUGUUUAAAAACCAACCACCACCACCUUUGAAGUGAAUUUUGUAUCAAAACAUCUGUGCAGAGUAUUUUGCUUUUUUAAACUAACUAGAAUGGAAAAUAAAGAAGCAAAAUAGAGCUAUUUUGCUUUGGUAACCACAGCGCAACUUAAAGACUGCAUUUAACUCAGGGGAAGUUGAACAAGGGACACAGUAUGUUCCGAUUUAACAGACCUCAGUCUGCAGAGUGAUGAAGAAAAAAAAGAGGGAGGGGGGAAUAAGAUUUGAUCACAUGGCCACGAAGUCAUUCUGAAAGUAUGCUGGCAGAGUAUUACCCACAGAAAUAUAAAAAGUCCUUCACAGUUAGCGUCCGUGUCCAUGCAACGAGCAUCAUUUUCAGAGCUUUGAGUCAAUCAGACUUUUUUUAGGUGGAUACGAAACAGAAGACGAGUGGGUGAAGAAAGCAAAAAUGUCUAAUAACAGCGUCUUUGAGAGUAUUGAAGCCAAUACCAUUACCUCCAGGGCAAACUAUGUCUACAGUUUCUUGGCAGGGUUGGGCUUCAUCGCAGGCUGCUUCCUGCUCUACAGCUUCAUCCAGACCUACAGAGCCCAAAGACGGUUGGCUUGGCUCGACUGCCUGCUCUGGGCCUUUUGUGUCCUCCAGCUGCUCCUGCUGCUUCUCUCUCUCCACGCAGUGGCCUAUAGACCGAAGUACCUGCAUACCACAGGUUUGGGCUGUGCUGCUCUCUCCUUCACCAUCAACACAGCCUCUCUGUGCAGUCUGUUGGUCUUGGUGCUCAUGGCUUAUGUUCUAACCCUCGAUCCGCCAUCCCACGCACUGCUGAGGAAGCCUCGAGUCUGUGCGGCUCUGGUGAUCCUGACUUCUAUCCUGAUUUCUCUACUGCUGGCUGGGCUUCGUGGACCCAGAAAUAUUCUGCAGGAAAAAUGCAGCUGUGUUAUGGAUCCAGUCCAUGCUGGUGUGUCAUAUGCAGCGGCUCGGUUGUGCCUGGCCUUUUUGAUCCCCUACGUCCUCCAACUGGGUCUUCUGAUCGGUGGCUGCGUCCGGCAGUGGAAAUCCAAAGGACGUUUCCUCUCCGGUUCCGAGGAGGGUCCCGUGUUCCUGACAGUCACAUUGGUCAUGUUCUUCUGCCAGCUCUUCUACAGCGUGGCGCUGGUGAGAGGAGCACUGCUACAACAACAACAAGCAGACCCCGAGAAGAAGUUGCCGAGGGAACAAGCGUUUCUGAGUGUGGCUGAGUUUGUACUGUUCUCAGGGAGCAGCGUCAGCCUCCUGCUCGUGCUGCUAAUGCACAGGCCGUGUCGAGUGAGUCUCCACGGGGUGUUUAGGCAGCUGAGGGACUGCUGUCGAAGCCCGGGGCGCACACAGCAACACAGAAACAUCAUAGCGCCCCACAUCGAGAUCACAGACACUCUGCAGGACAUAGAGUCAUAGAGGAUUAAGACUCGCUCUCAAAGGAGAGCAGAACUCUUCUGAUGCAUCGCAAUUAAGACUUUUGACAUCUGAUGUUCUGGAGAUAUUCCUAAUGUUUUUAAUGCUUCUUUUUCAUUUCAGUGACAAUUAAUGUUUUUAAAUGCGUGUAUUCUCCUUUUUAUAGUCUCCAGAGUUUGCAAUACUUUUUUCCCCAAAAGAUGUGUGGUCGAUGUACAUCUUACAGUUCUUGGUCAUUUUGCAAUAAUAAUAUUUUUAGAGUUUCCAUACAUUAACUAUGUUUGAUACCAUUAAACAAGAACUUACUGUU